AUGGCGAUUGCCUUGGAUAUUCCCUUCAUCCCGGCCAUCAUCCCGUUCACGGCGUUCCUGUUUGUGCGGUUCGGGGAGAGGGUGGUACCCUUUCAGAGCGAGCAUCUGAGGAAAGAGUACGACUACGUGAUCGUUGGAGGAGGCUCCGCCGGGGCAGUCCUGGCGAACAGGCUCAGCGAAGACUUCCGAGUCAGCAUUCUACUCAUAGAAGCAGGAGGCAUCGAGAACGAAGUGUCCGACAUACCCCUCAUCGCGGCAACUAUGCAGAUGUCGCCACUAGACUGGAAGUAUCGCACGGAACCACAGGAAACGUCGUGCUUUGGUCUGGAGGGUCGGGCUAGUCCUUGGCCCCGCGGCAAAGUACUCGGUGGUUCGAGCGUGCUCAACUACAUGAUCUACGUUCGGGGAAAUCGACACGACUACGACACCUGGGAAGAGAUGGGAGCGACGGGAUGGUCCUGGAAAGACGUCUACCCCUACUUCCUCAAGUCGGAAGACAACAGAGACGCCGCUAUCCUCCAAAAUGGUCAUCACGGUAACGGAGGAUAUCUGACGGUCUCCACGCCUCCCUAUGCUACGCCUCUGGGGCACGCCUUCAUUGAGGCAGGCCUGCAGAUGGGCUACCCCAACGUGGACGUGAACGGAGCAACGCAGACAGGAUUCAUGAUACCACAAGGUACAAUACGAAGAGGUGCACGGUGUAGCACAAGCAAGGCAUUUGUCAAACCCAUUCGCCACAGGAAAAACCUUCACAUUACGCUCUAUUCUGUGGCCACAAAGAUACACUUUGAUGAAUUCAAUCAUGCUCGAGCUGUGCAAUUUGAGAGAUUCAAGGUUCCCCACAUGGUGUAUGCACGACGAGAAGUUAUCCUGUCGGCUGGGUCAAUCGGCUCUGCUCAGCUGCUCUUGAUUUCGGGAAUCGGACCACAACACGAACUGCACAAGCUGGGCAUUCCUUGUCUUGCGGACUUGCCCGUUGGGCGCAACCUUCAAGAUCACAUCUACCCAGGAGGCCUCAACUUCUUGGUGAAGGAGGAGGUAUCCAUGAUUCAACCACGGGUCUUCAACCUCAAGGAAAUUAUCAAGUACCUCACCGUGGGAAAAGGUCCGCUGACACUACUAGGCGGAGUAGAGGGGCUGGCAUUUAUCAACACGAAGUAUGCAAACAAAAGCAUGGAUUGGCCAGAUAUUGAGAUUCAUUACCUGUCAGGCUCACCCGUGUCGGAUGGUGGGCAGACCUUCCGAAGAACAGAAGGGAUCGGCGAUGAGCUCUGGGAGAAAGUGUAUGCUCCAUACGUCUACAGAGACACCAUGUCGGUGUAUCCCGUGCUGCUGAGGCCGAAGUCGAGAGGGUACAUCAAGUUAAGAUCACGAAACAUUCAUGACCCGCCCAUCAUUGACCCCAAGUACUUCAGCCACCCAGACGACAUCAUGACCGUCGUUGACGGAAUGAAGUUUUCAAUAGCGGUUGGACAGGCACCGGCCUUCAGAAAAUAUGGCGUCAAAAUGUGGGACAAAGUCUUUCCUGGUUGCGACCACUACAAGUUUCUGGGCGACGAGUACCUGGCGUGCAUGGCUCGCACCUUCACCAACACCAUCUACCAUCCUGUUGGAACGUGCAAGAUGGGUCAACCCUGGGAUCCAACCACGGUGGUGGAUCCUCACCUCAGAGUGAAAGGUGUGGGCGGGCUGCGAGUAAUAGACGCUUCAAUAAUGCCUGUCAUCGUUUCCGGGAACACAAAUGCACCCUCCAUAAUGAUUGGAGAGAAGGGUGCUGACAUUGUUAAGUCCGACUGGAGCGUCCACUCCCUAUUCGGAAGCAGGAAGAGGUGA
Molecule: messenger RNA, 1833 nt
Organism: Ixodes scapularis (black-legged tick)
Lineage: Eukaryota; Metazoa; Arthropoda; Arachnida; Ixodida; Ixodidae
Product: glucose dehydrogenase [FAD, quinone]-like
Exons: 11
Coding region: 1-1833 (610 amino acids)
Molecular function (GO): flavin adenine dinucleotide binding; oxidoreductase activity, acting on CH-OH group of donors
Source: RefSeq, a predicted model, not a curated record